CGGCCCGGGGCGGGGCUCCCCUGAGCUCUCCCCCCGCCCGGCCAGUGCUCCCGCCGAGUCCUAGCAGCAAAGGCCUGGCUGAGCCGCCGCAGGUUGUGGGGAGCCGCGUGAGCCGCGGCGACCGAGCUGGGUAGAAAAGGUACCUCUGUCGGAGCACUGAGCUUCGGCUGCGCGGCGACUCCGAGGGCUGAGCCGCUCCGGGAGCGCAAGGUUCCGCAGGGGCCAGGACGUCCCCUGAACCACUGCGCGGGUCUUCGGGAGCCCGAGCUGCAGUCGCCUGACCAUGGAGUCCCCGGUCCAGAUCUUCCGCGGGGAGCCGAGCCCCACCUGCUCCCCGAGCACCUGCCUGCUCCCAAACGGCAGCUGGCUGCCGGACUGGGCCGAGGCCGACCGCAACAGCAGCGGGGGCUCCGAGGGCGCGCCGCUGGAGUCCGCGCACAUCUCUCCCGCCAUCCCAGUCAUCAUCACGGCGGUCUACUCGGUGGUGUUCGUCGUGGGCUUGGUGGGCAACUCUCUGGUCAUGUUCGUGAUCAUCCGAUACACAAAGAUGAAGACCGCAACCAACAUUUAUAUAUUUAACCUGGCGUUGGCAGAUGCUUUGGUUACUACAACCAUGCCCUUCCAGAGCACAGUCUAUCUGAUGAAUUCGUGGCCAUUUGGGGAUGUGCUGUGCAAGAUAGUCAUUUCCAUUGACUAUUAUAACAUGUUUACCAGCAUAUUCACCUUGACCAUGAUGAGUGUGGACCGAUACAUUGCUGUGUGCCACCCCGUCAAAGCUUUAGACUUCCGCACCCCCAUGAAGGCAAAGAUCAUUAACAUCUGUAUUUGGCUCUUAUCAUCAUCUGUUGGCAUAUCUGCGAUAGUCCUUGGAGGGACCAAAGUCAGGGAAGAUGUGGAUGUCAUUGAGUGCUCCUUGCAGUUCCCAGAUGAUGAUUACUCCUGGUGGGACCUCUUCAUGAAGAUCUGUGUCUUCGUCUUUGCCUUUGUGAUCCCUGUCAUCAUCAUCAUCAUCUGCUACACCCUGAUGAUCCUGCGCUUGAAGAGCGUCCGACUCCUUUCUGGCUCCAGAGAGAAAGAUCGCAACCUCCGUCGGAUCACCAGGCUGGUUCUGGUGGUGGUGGCGGUCUUUAUCAUCUGUUGGACCCCCAUUCACAUUUUCAUCCUUGUGGAGGCUCUGGGGAAUGCUUCUCACAGCACGGCUGCCCUUUCCAGCUAUUAUUUCUGCAUUGCCUUAGGUUAUACUAACAGCAGCCUGAACCCCAUUCUCUAUGCCUUUCUUGAUGAAAACUUCAAGCGGUGUUUCAGAGACUUCUGCUUUCCAAUUAAGAUGAGGAUGGAGCGACAAAGCACUAGUAGAGUCAGAAAUACAGUUCAGGAUCCUACUUAUAUGAGGGAUGUUGAUGGAAUAAAUAAACCAGUAUGACUAGUCGUGGAGAUGUCUUCUUACAGUUCUUCAGGAAGAGAAGAGUUUAAUGAUCUCGGGUUAACUCAGAUUAGUACUGAAGUCUGAGAUGGAAAGGUAGAAUUUUUAAUAAACUUUUAGAAAUCUCAUGGUCUGAAGUUGUAAGAUGCAGGCUGGGUUAGCCACUCAGGUCUGUGGAAGUAUCAAAGCUGUAGGGAUUUGAGGAAGCAAAUUCAGCCCCUUUAUAAGGCAAGGAAGCAAGACUGACUCUCAGUUCCCUUGAUGAACAAAGAAAUAAGUCUUUUUCUUCUGGUUACCUAGAUUUAGUCCAGGACCCAUCUGCCUUGGCCUUUCUGUGCAGUGUGGUUCCAAAAGCUCUGUUUAGAA
This is a messenger RNA of Mustela lutreola (European mink), 1789 nucleotides long. It is a transcript of the gene OPRK1, whose product is annotated as opioid receptor kappa 1. NCBI's taxonomy places the organism in Eukaryota, Metazoa, Chordata, Mammalia, Carnivora, Mustelidae. Gene Ontology annotation, molecular function: neuropeptide binding; dynorphin receptor activity. The transcript has 4 exons. Gene Ontology annotation, cellular component: membrane; neuron projection. Bases 284 to 1423 code for a protein of 379 amino acids. The record is from RefSeq and is a predicted model, not a curated record. Gene Ontology annotation, biological process: sensory perception of pain; neuropeptide signaling pathway; G protein-coupled opioid receptor signaling pathway.